CUCACUGUAGCACUACCCAUGGGCCAUGACAGCGCUGUAGCCCACUAAGAAAAUACUUGGAUGGUCCUGGGCUAGCCAACCCCUCCCCCACCAAACUGCCUGUUUAUCCAGUCUAUGGAGGGGGAAAAAGUGAAUCGCUCAAAAUCCAUCGGGCUUUUUUUUUUCUCUCCUCUGACAUCCCACCACCAAUCUACACAAACCUACCAUCAACCAUGGCAUCCGUGGCGACCGUGAUGCUGCCUCUGCCCGCUCUCCCCAGCGGCUGGAGUGCAGACAAAGACUUCAAGGCCGUCGGCCAGCUCUCCGAGGCUGUCCAACGCAGCAUCGAGCCCGUUGGUCCUCACUUCCUCGCCCACGCCCGCCGAGCCCGCCACAAGCGCACCUUCUCCGAAGAUGACCGCAUCCAGGCCCAGGAGAGCGCCAAGAACGUCGAGGAUGGCGACGAGAGCGACGUGAGCGAGCCUGAGGACCCCAUGCUGCUCCAGAGCGAGGCCAAGGACUGGAAGUCCCAGGACCACUACAAGAUCCUCGGCCUCUCCAAGUACCGCUACAAGGCCACUGAGGACCAGAUCAAGAAGGCCCACCGCAAGAAGGUCCUGAAGCACCACCCCGAUAAGAAGGCCGCCCAGGGCCGUGUCGACGACGACCAGUUCUUCAAGUGCAUCCAGAAGGCCACUGACGUUCUUCUCGACCCUAUCAAGCGCAGACAGUACGACUCCGUCGACGAGGAGGCUGAUGUCGAGCCCCCCACCAAGAAGACCCUUCAGAAGGGCGACUACUACAAGCUCUGGAGCAAGGUUUUCAAGGCUGAGGGCCGCUUCUCCAAGACUCACCCCGUCCCCUCAUUUGGCAGCGCCGAUGCCACUAAGGAACAGGUUGAUGACUUUUACAACUUCUGGUACAACUUUGACAGCUGGCGCUCCUUUGAGUACCUCGACGAGGAUGUCCCCGAUGACAACGAGAACCGUGACCAGAAGCGCCACAUGGAGCGCAAGAACACCAACUCCCGCAAGAAGAAGAAGGCCGAGGACAACGCCCGACUCCGCAAGCUGCUCGACGAUGCCUCUGCUGGCGAUGAGCGUAUCAAGCGCUUCCGACAGGAGGCUAACGCCGCCAAGAACAAGAAGCGUCUCGACAAGGAGGCCGCUGAGAAGAAGGCUAUCGAGGAGGCUGCCGCUAAGAAGGAGGCUGAGGCCAAGGCCGCUGCUGAGGCUGAGGCCGCUGCCAAGGCUGGCCGUGAGUCGUCCAAGAAGGCCAAGGAGGCUGCCAAGAAUGCUGUCAAGAAGAACAAGCGUGUGCUCAAGGGCUCCGUCAAGGAUGCCAACUACUUCGCUACUGGCGAUGCUUCUCCCGCCCAGAUCGACGCUGUUCUCAACGAUGUCGACGCCAUCCAGGCCAAGAUCGACCCUGAUGAGAUUGCUGAACUCGCUGGCAAGCUCAACGGUCUCAAGGUCGCUGACGAGAUCAAGGGCGUAUGGAGUGGUGAGGUCAAGCGCCUCGUAGAUGCUGGCAAGCUCAAGGACGGUGAUAUCAAGGUCCUGGCCUGAGCGAGCAAUGAUUACGACAACGAGACGAAUUGGAGAGCAAAAUAGAGGGUGAUAGGACUGUGAGAAGCACCGUCAUGGGCUGCCGUGGAUUUUCUAUAUACAUAGAGCUUUGUAGUCAUGGACAAGUGAGAGCGGGUGCGUACUAGACGGCGCACAUGCUUGGCCGUACAAGUCAACUAGUGAUGGACAUGAUGUCACAUGCAAACUGCUAAAUCACCU
Molecule: messenger RNA, 1766 nt
Organism: Ilyonectria robusta
Lineage: Eukaryota; Fungi; Ascomycota; Sordariomycetes; Hypocreales; Nectriaceae
Product: DnaJ domain-containing protein
Exons: 2
Coding region: 213-1547 (444 amino acids)
Biological process (GO): regulation of translational fidelity; 'de novo' cotranslational protein folding
Cellular component (GO): cytosol
Molecular function (GO): Hsp70 protein binding; ribosome binding
Source: RefSeq, a predicted model, not a curated record